AUGGCGGGCCGAGCACAGCAGAAGAAGCACAAGCGGUCGGUGUUGGUCGACGGCGACGAGAUGGCGGCCGGGCAGCAGCAGAAGGAGGUGUGGCUCCUCCAGAGCCAGCUGGCCGAGGGGCUCCUGGCCGGGCUCGCCGAGGAGGACAUCUUCGAGGCCCAGGCCCUGCUCGCCUCGGUGCACCAGAACCGAUACCAGGCCGAGGCCGAGCAGCUAUCAACGCUCGCGGAGCGUCAUCUUCAUCAAAAGAGCAAGCACAGGUCGGGCGUGAGCUCGCUCGGCGGAGGCGGAGGCGGCGGGAAGAGGAGCAAGGACGAGAUCAAGAAGGAGGCGCGAGCGGAAGAGGCGCUGGAGAAGAUGAAGCGGCAAGCUGCACGGAAGAGCGGAGUGGAGAAGGAGGAGCAGGAGAAGCGAACGCGACAACUUGAAGCCCUCCGGAAGUGGAAACUCAAGUCCGGGACUGUAGUUCUCCGGGAUGUGUAA
Messenger RNA from Acanthamoeba castellanii str. Neff, 483 nucleotides. RefSeq lists its product as uncharacterized. The coding region runs from base 1 to 483 and encodes 160 amino acids. The transcript has a single exon. The record is from RefSeq and is a predicted model, not a curated record. Lineage: Eukaryota; Discosea; Longamoebia; Acanthamoebidae.